GAUUCAGAGUGAACCUGUCGCCAAAACCGAUAUACAGGCGGUCGGGGUGCGGGUCCUCAGUAAUCCCCGAUCUGUUUAAAGGUCGGGAGUGGGGAAUUUGCGCGCACUGCCGGUUAUUGUUAAGCGUUGCAGGAGGCUGGUCGCUUUUCGCUUUUCCCUCCUAAGUAGCAGCUGCGACGGCGAUGCUUCAAAUUCGGCUGAGCAAAGGGCCGCCCGGUGGUCCGGCCCCUUCUGAAGGCGGGGGGAGUGGAUCAACAGGGAAGUCGCUUCCACCGCCUCCGGAGAGCGGCGUGACUGUGGCCUGCCCAGAUCACCUGGUGCUCGCCGAUCUCCCGGUUGCCAAGAGCCUCGGCAACCCAUCCACUUCUGCCCAAGUGAAGACCGUCGGCAGGAGAUCCAGGCGCCAACUAGGAGAGCGCGUCCAUUUCUGCGUUCGCUGCGAUUUCCCGAUCGCCAUUUACGGCCGCCUGAGCCCUUGCGAGCAUGCUUUCUGCUUGGUUUGUGCGAGGAGUGAUUCCAGCUGCUAUCUUUGUGAUGAGCGAAUCCAGAAGAUCCAGACCAUUAAGUUGCUGGAGGGUAUAUUCAUCUGUGCAGCACCACAUUGUCUUAAAUCCUUUCUGAAGAGGUCCCUUUUUGAAGCACAUAUCAAUGAAACCCAUGCAGACCUGCUUCAGCUCAAUCCUGAUAGAGAAGAACCUGCCAAUGAAAAUGAUGGUUUUAUGGCCACUUCUCGACCGUCUUCUGCCUCAUCUGAUGUUCACCCUAAGCCCCCCCUCCUGCCAGAACCUUCUGCAUCUCGUGCACAGUCGAGGCCUAUUGCUCCAACAAGCCACAAUGCAGGUAUACUUUCUUCUGAGCGUGAUGAUAAAGCACGUAGGAGUCAGCCAAAGGAACAGUUGCCACCUCCACCAGCAGUGAAGCAACCUCCACAGCUGAAGCCACCAUUAUAUGGCCGAGCCCCAGAUCAGCAGGUCGACAGUGCACAGCACAAUUUUGAUCGGUUGCCUCCACCACUGCCAUUUAAUCGCUUUCAGCAGCAACAAAACAAUUUUGACCUGCCAAUGGGACCACCUCGGAAGGAUUCUGAACCAUUUCCUGAGCAACAACAAGAAUCUUCAUCCGUCCAAGAUUACCUACCUCCGCAGGGUCCAUUUCCACCUGCUUUCCCACCCUCGUAUGCAUAUCCUCCUCCAAUGCCCGUGUCUGCAGAUGGUAGUCAGUCAUUUUACUAUGACGCAUCAAGGACAGACCUGCCAUCAGCUGAGGGAGUUCCUGAGCAACAAGGGUCUUUGCUGGGAUUCCCUUCUGUCCAGUCACAAGGGAUGUAUAAUUUUCACGAGAGUAAUUAUUCACGGCCGUGGAACAUGGGUGUUGCUUCAGGCCAGAGUACAUCCUACGAAGGUCUGCCAGGGAUUCCGGGAGCACAAGGCAGCUACAUGCACGAUCAAAGCUCAGAUUUUUCUGGGGCAAGGGUGCCAUAUUUUCAAGGGGACAGUGGUCGUGUUAUGGGAGCUUUUACAGCUGGUAAAGGAACUGAGUCAGGUGGCAGUGCUGGUAGCGUUGGAGGUGCCGAUUACCAGGAGGGUAAGGGAGUGUUAGCACCAUUGCCGCCGCCCCCACCAUUGCCCUUGCCUCCUCCACAUCUUAAAAGGGGUAAGUUUGGAGGGCGACCACCUGAUGCAGGCCGGGAUGGGUAUGGUUGGCAGCAUCAUGACAAACGCAGCUAUAGUGGGAGCCAAGAUUAGUUUUUCCUGCAAUCAUUUUCAGUUCUCUAAUAAUGUAAACUGUCAAGGAGAUUAAUAGGAUUUUCCUUUCCGUGCGUCUCUCAUGACAUGUUUCAGUUUAAUUAUGUAGAUAUUGCAAAUGCCCUGUCGGUCUGAAUCACAUCGUGAACUGAUAUAUUUUUGUGGAUUAGCUUUAAUUAACUAGCCAAAACCCUUGCCAA
Molecule: messenger RNA, 1945 nt
Organism: Nymphaea colorata (pocket water lily)
Lineage: Eukaryota; Viridiplantae; Streptophyta; Magnoliopsida; Nymphaeales; Nymphaeaceae
Product: E3 ubiquitin-protein ligase HAKAI homolog
Exons: 3
Coding region: 183-1745 (520 amino acids)
Biological process (GO): protein ubiquitination; regulation of cell adhesion
Molecular function (GO): ubiquitin protein ligase activity
Source: RefSeq, a predicted model, not a curated record